CACCGGCCUGCGGAUUUGCCUCCUCGACACCCCUAUCUUUUUACGAUGCUUUGCGAAAAAUGCUUAAACAUAACCCUUCGGCGUUUAGAGGAAGACCCGGAUAUACUGGUGUACAGUCACUAUGCGACACUUGGUCUUGUACAUGAUUCUGCGAAGCAUUGCGAUCUGUGCCGAUGUAUCAGUAAAGCAUGUAUGGUUUCUUGGUUUCUCCCGCCUACCAUGUUCGACAAUCGGCAGUCUCGCUACAGCGAGGAACAGAUCGCCUGUGCAAUGCAGCAGCAAGCUAGCUUUGGGCCAACUCGAAUAGAGGUCGAGGGACCAGAACUCUUUUCGCUUGGGCGUACCUCCCAUUUGCUCAGGACGUGGUCAUUGACGUUCCGUUAUGGACGCAGUUUUGCUACAUUGUGGUUGUUCGUUCCUUCAACUCCUCAAAUUUUCUCAGAACUGGAAGAAGCUUGUAGUACAGACUCCCGUCUGAUGUCUCCACAAAACCUACUUCUUGCGAAGCGGUGGAUGCACCACUGCUCCACACAUCAUCCUAAAUGUAAUUCCACGGCGACCUUGCCUCUAUGGAUAAUCGAGAUUGCCAGUGAAGAUCAAUCUACCCGACUUGUUCGUGGAUCAGGAAGGGUAGCACAAUAUGCGACCCUGAGUUACAAAUGGGGUUCUACAGUAAGGUACAAGAUGACUUCUGCAAACCAAAGUGAUCUCCAACAGCAAAUACCGCUUGAUCAGAUGCCACGCACAUUCACUGAUGCGAUCAAAGUAACUCGGGAGCUCGGGUACUCAUACCUAUGGAUAGAUGCUCUAUGCAUAACGCAAGACUGUGCGAUUGAACUCCAGGAUCAAGUCGCCGCGAUGCAAGAUAUCUACUCGGGCUCCAGCCUUACGCUGUUCGCUGCAGCAGGCGAUGAAGCUGAUACUGGGUUGGACCACGAGCGAGGUCCUGGAGUUACACGUCCCAUCAAAGUUACCCUUCGGCUCGAACUUGAGCCCAACUCUGCCGACUACGAGACGGUGAUCUUCGUGAAACAGCCUUUUCAACCCCUCAGUCACCUACCUCUUUACUCUCGUGGCUGGGUAUUCCAAGAGCAGCUCCUAUCACGCCGGUCGCUCAUUUUCACAGCGUCCCAGAUCAAAUGGCAAUGCUUGGAUGAGUGUCUUUCAGAGACCUCGCCUCUUCCUGAACAACGGGGCCGCCCUGUACUAAUGGACUAUCUUAAACCACGGAACCUUCUUGAUGACGAGAGCAUAAUGAAUAUUCAGAAUUGGAUCCAUACAAACAGCAUGCUUUACCAACCAAUGUGGCUCUAUUACAGGGCCAUCGAACUAUAUAGCAGACGGCAACUGACGUUCAUAAGUGACAUCCUGCCUGCAAUCGCUGGUCUUGUAUCAGUCUACGAACAACGAUUGAAGAAGACUUUUGUCGAGGGCAUUUGCUUAGACGAACUCGAGGGUCUCCUGUGGACUGUUCGCACCAACUCGACAACUGCCGAGGCCAGACCAGUGCCAAAUCGACCAUCAUGGUCCUGGACGUCUCGGUUUGGGAGCGAGGUUGUAUUUCGUGCACCAGAUAAGCACGGCGCAACACCGUCGUCAUCCACGCACAUCCGUCUGCAACUAAAUGCUCUUCCGUCUUGUAUAAAACUUGAGGUGACGGCCUGGACACGAUGGGUAGAUCUCGCAAUUGAAAGUAGAGGUACGUACCAGGGAAUCCAAUACGGCAUCGACGCUCGAGACGAGAAGAGCUACACGGCUUUCGCGCGCCUAGACGACAGGGAGUGGAAUCGUAAAGAGUUCCGUGGAUGGAAGUCAAAGGACGGAGUCAUCUCACGCAGCAUGUUAUGCAUUCUAAUUAAACGGCAUCGAGGUUGCCAUUACAUACUGGCCAGGCCUCAUUCUGAACUCCCCGGCUGCUUUACUAAAGUUGGUACCGCUUUGGAACACACCAAUGAGCACCUCCCCAGCCUGAUCGGAAAUGCAGAAGCGCCUGAAGCGGUUUUGGAGGCCCAGCGAAGGACUGCCGACGGCCCCGACUAUACAAUCCAGUACCUCGUGUAGAGUACAGCGUUCCCUUCUUGUAUGGAAAGGGAAUUGGGAACACGUGUCUGACAAAUAGUAUUUUCCGAUCAAGAAGCAUUGGGUUAUGAUGUGCAUGUGCUGCGCUACCUGACAUGAGCGCAAUCCGAACGCCAUGGUUUAGGUGUUUCCAUAGACUGAAUAGACGCACGCAUUGUCGCCGUUUCAC
This is a messenger RNA of Boeremia exigua, 2248 nucleotides long. RefSeq names its product heterokaryon incompatibility protein-domain-containing protein. The coding region runs from base 46 to 2061 and encodes 671 amino acids. Lineage: Eukaryota; Fungi; Ascomycota; Dothideomycetes; Pleosporales; Didymellaceae. The record is from RefSeq and is a predicted model, not a curated record. The transcript has 2 exons.